Molecule: messenger RNA, 483 nt
Organism: Vicia villosa (hairy vetch)
Lineage: Eukaryota; Viridiplantae; Streptophyta; Magnoliopsida; Fabales; Fabaceae
Exons: 1
Coding region: 1-483 (160 amino acids)
Source: RefSeq, a predicted model, not a curated record
AUGAAUGACCUUUUAAGACCAUAUCUACGACGGUUUGUUCUUGUUUUCUUUGACGAUAUUUUAAUUUACAGCAAUUCUUAUUCUGAUCAUUUACUUCACUUAACUUUGAUUUUAGACCUACUUGCUUCAAAUAAGUUUGUUGCAAAACUUUCUAAGUGUGUUUUUGCAGUUCCUAAGGUUGAGUACCUAGGUCAUGUUAUCUCUUUAAGUGGUGUGACCCCUGAUCCAGACAAAAUACAAGCAAUAUUGGAUUGGCCGAAGCCACGAUCACUCUCGCAACUCAGGGGAUUUUUGGGCCUUACCGUUUUUUACAGACGUUUUGUCCGCCACUACGCCACACUCGCCGCUCUACUCACCGAUUUAUUACGUUCCAUUAAGUUUACAUGGAAUACAGAAGCUGAGCAUGCUUUUACAAGUUUAAAACAGAUUAUGACUAAAACUCCAGUGAUUGUUCUUCCAAACUUUGGCAAGACUUUGUUGUAG